This is a messenger RNA of Macrosiphum euphorbiae (potato aphid), 1668 nucleotides long. Lineage: Eukaryota; Metazoa; Arthropoda; Insecta; Hemiptera; Aphididae. The record is from the annotation of a GenBank genome assembly.
AUGAACAACGAUAAAAUUACAAAUAAAGUAAUAGAAUGGUUGCAAGAAGAUGAAGAUACAAACAUCAGUGACCUGAACUCAGAAACAGAUACAGAAUCUGAGCAUUCAAAUCAUGACACAGAAUCAGAACAGUCAGAUGGUACGAAAUGGCUAAUGUAUAAGCCACAAACUACAAAAACUGCUCGUCAAAAUAUAAUUACAAAAUUACCGGGAGUGAAAGGUGCAGCUAAAAAUUCAAAAACAAUUUUAGACUGUUGGAAAAUAUUUUUUCCCGAUAAUAUAAUUAUUUAUAUUGUCGAAUGUACAAAUCAACAACUUAAUUUAAUUCGUUCUAAUUAUACACGAGGUGAAAGAGACUGUCCACCAACAAAUUUUGAAGAAAUUUUAGCAUUUUUUGGGUUAUUAUAUUUGGCUGGUGUAAAGAAGGCUCAGCAUUUGAACACCGAUGAAUUAUGGUCUACCGACGGUACAGCUCCUGAAUUUUUCUCGGCAACUAUGUCUAAAAGACGUUUUCAUACUCUCGUACAAGCAAUUCGUUUUGAUGAUCGUAAUAGUAGAUUAGAGCGAAAAAAGACUGACAACCUAGCGCCAAUCAGAUAUAUUUUUGACCAGUUUUUAAAAUCAUGCAUAGAAAGUUACACAAUAAGUGAAUACGCUACUAUCGAUGAAAUGUUAGAAGCAUUUCGUGGGAGGUGUAAAUUUAGGCAAUAUAUAGCCAACAAACCCGCCAAAUAUGGCAUCAAAAUAUACGCUCUUGUUGAUGCUAGAACAUUUUAUACUUCCAACAUGGAAAUAUACGCUGGAAAACAGCCCCCAGGUCCAUUUCAAAAAGAUAAUAGUGCAGCUUGUGUAGUGAAACGUCUAAUAGAACCAAUUGAUAAAUCCGGGAGAAAUAUUACAAUGGAUAAUUAUUUUACAUCUGUACCUCUCGCCAACGAAUUAUAUGCAAACCACCGGCUUACUAUUGUAGGAACAUUACGGAAAAACAAAAGAGAGAUUCCACCAGAGUUUACUAAUAUAAAAUCAAGUCCAUUACAAAGUACAAUGUUUGCAUAUGGACAACAUACAAACAACAGUCUUCUUUGCUCGUAUGUUCCUAAAAAAAAUAAAAAUGUUUUAAUGUUAUCAACAAUGCAUCGUGAUGAUCAUAUUGACCCAGAUUCGGGUGAUUUGAAAAAGCCAGAAGUAAUAACUUUCUACAAUUUGACCAAAGGUGGAGUUGAUGUAGUAGAUCGACUAAAAAGUGAAUAUUCAGUAACAAGAAUAAGUAACCGUUGGCCAUUUACAAUUUUUUGUAGUCUGUUGAAUAUUGGAGCAAUAAAUUCACAAAUAAUUUAUAAAGCGAAUACGAAUGAUAUAUUUACUAGAAGACAAUUUCUUACAGACUUAUGCAAAAUAUUAACAAAACCCCAUUUGUUAAAACGUGCAACAAUUCCUAGUCUUGGAUUAUCAAUUCGCCAGAAAAUACAAAAUAUUACAGGAUUUCAAGCAGCACCAAAGGAAAACACUCCUCAAGGAAAGCCACGAUGUACAUACUGUCCAAUACGUAAAAAUAGAUUCACACAGCAUCAAUGUAGCCUUUGCUCCAAACCAAUUUGCAAGGAACAUACUGCAUCAACUAACCUAAUUUGCCUCAUUUGUAAUAAUCCUCAAGAUUCAGAUGAUUAA